Molecule: messenger RNA, 324 nt
Organism: Knipowitschia caucasica
Lineage: Eukaryota; Metazoa; Chordata; Actinopteri; Gobiiformes; Gobiidae
Source: the annotation of a GenBank genome assembly
AUGUGUGGUGCUGUGUGGUGCUGUGUGGUGGCAGCUGUGGAUGUGUGGUGCUGUGUGGUGCUGUGUGGUGGCAGCUGUGGAUGUGUGGUGCUGUGUGGUGAUGUGUGGUGCUGUGUGGUGAUGUGUGGUGCUGUGUGGUGGCAGCUGUGGAUGUGUGGUGAUGUGUGGUGCUGUGUGGUGGCAGCUGUGGAUGUGUGGUGCUGUGUGGUGCUGUGUGCUGUGGAUGUGUGGUGCUGUGUGGUGCUGUGUGGUGAUGUGUGGUGCUGUGUGGUGCUGUGUGGUGGCAGCUGUGGAUGUGUGGUGCUGUGUGGUGCUGUGUGGUGA